AUGGCCAUCCCUGCCAAGUGUCACAAGCUUCAAGAUGACGAGAUUCUGCAGCGCUCGUCUCAGGUGGUUUCGGUCAUUGGUGAUCGAGUCUACGUCUUUGGCGGAGAGUUGCGGCCUCGUGAGCCGAGAGACAAUGAUGUCCACGCCGUGACGUUGCACGACAAUGCUACCGCGGAGAUACUUUCCCAGCCCGCAGCUUCCCUCUCGCCCUCUGCGCGCGUGGGAACCGCAUCUGCAGCACUCAAUGGCAAAAUGUACCUUUUCUCCGGAAGAGGUGGCGUCGCUAUGGCUCCCAUCGACGAGCAGGGUUCAAUCUGGGAAUAUGAUCCCUCGACUACGAGCUGGUGUCUGAUCCAACCCUCAAUGACCGGAUCCACUGCUGUCCCCGCCGCCCGAAGCUAUCAUUGCAUGGCAAGCGACGGGAAAGACACACUCUACGUCCACGCCGGAUGUCCCGAAUCAGGCCGACUGUCAGACCUGUGGUCUUUCAGCGUCUCACGCAGAGAAUGGAGAGAAUGCGAAGCUGCGCCUGGGCCGCCUCGCGGCGGAACCUCGAUCGCAUUCACGAACGGCAAACUGUACAGGAUGAACGGGUUUGAUGGGAAGACGGAGCAGGGCGGAAAUCUAGACAUUUACACCCCAGAAAGUAACACCUGGGAGACACAUGUCUACUCUGCUGAUGGUGAGCACGGUCCGUCGCCUCGGAGCGUGAGUGCUCUGCUUCCGAUCAGUGUGCGAGGUCGCUCGUACUUAGUUACUCUGUUUGGAGAGCGGGAUCCGAGCUCUCUUGGACAUCAGGGCGCUGGGAAGAUGUUGAGCGAUGUGUGGGCAUUUGACCUUGAGAGAAAGAAUUGGGAAACCGUGGAGCUGCAAGGCACCAAGUCUCCGGUCGCCAGAGGCUGGUUUGAUGCCGAUGUCAUGUCCUCGAGUGCGGUCAUUGUUCAUGGUGGGCUGGGAGAGUCAAAUGAGCGGCUUGGCGACCUCUGGAAAUUGGAAUUUGUGUAA
Messenger RNA from Penicillium diatomitis, 1005 nucleotides. Its product is annotated as Kelch repeat protein. The transcript has 2 exons. Lineage: Eukaryota; Fungi; Ascomycota; Eurotiomycetes; Eurotiales; Aspergillaceae. Gene Ontology annotation, molecular function: protein binding. The coding region runs from base 1 to 1005 and encodes 334 amino acids. The record is from RefSeq and is a predicted model, not a curated record.